CACAUCAUUGCGGGCAUUUUGUCUCAGGUUUAUAUGUUCUCAGAUACCAUCAAUUUUGAAAAACAUCCAUCAAAGGAGCUUUCUGAUGACCAUGUGGUAAUGACUCAGUUCUACCAGCACAUCCUGGCCUUAGCAUUUGCUGUAAAGGAGGUGAAUGAAAAUCCCCAAAUCUUGUCCAAUGUCACCCUGGGCUUCCACAUCUAUAAUAGCCAUUUCAGUGAAACCUGGACCUAUCUUGCUUCAAUGGAACUUCUCUCCAGGCGAGGCAGAUUCAUCCCUAACUACAAGUGUGACUCUGAGGAUACUCCGGUAGCAGUUAUUGGGGGACCCAACUCAAAUAUUGCCCUCCAAAUGGCAAACAUUCUGUGUAUCUACAAGAUUCCACAACUCAUAUAUGGAUCUUCUCCAGUAAUUAACAGUAAAGUUCAAGAUGUGUUCUUUCAUAAGAUGUUCCCAAGUGGGACCCAUCAAUAUCAGGGGAUUCUCCAGUUGCUGUUGCAUUUCAGGUGGACAUGGAUUGGAGUGAUUUCUCAGGAUGAGAACAAUACAGAGAGGUUUAUAGAAAAUGUGCUUCCCAUGUUUUCCAAGAAUGGUAUCUGUUUUGCCUUCAUAGAAAGAUUCCCCAAAGUACAAUUUUCCAGUAACAUCAAUGACAUGAUAGGACAAGGCUUUGAAGCAAUCAGUGUUAUUAUGGGAAGCACAGCCAAUGUUGUGGUGGUACAUGGAGAAAUACAGGCCAUGAUAACCUUGAGAAUGAUCCCUGUGGUUGCAGAAUUCGAAGAUCUACCAAUGAAGACUAGGACCAAAGUCUGGGUGAUGACAGCCCAGAUAGAUUUCACAUUACUUCCCUUUCAACAAUGUUGGGGCGUACAGUUCCUCCAUGGUGCUCUAUCCUUCACAACCCAUGCAAAAGAGGUGUUGGGAUUCCUUAGGUUUCUUCAGAUGAGGAGCCCUAAUUCAGAAAAAGAAGAUGGCUUCAUUGAGGACUUCUGGAAACAGGCAUUUAACUGUUCUUUUUCCAAACUUGUAAUAGAAGAGAUGGAGAGGAAUAUCUGCACAGGGGAGGAGAAGCUGGAAACUCUCCCUGGGUCUGUUUUUGAAAUGAGCAUGACUGGUCACAGCUACAGCAUCUAUAAUGCUGUCUAUGAUGUGGCACAUGCUUUAUAUACUAUGCAUUUAUUCCAGUUCAAACACAGAACAGAUAAAGAGCAACACAAAAUUCUGAAUCAACAUCCAUGGCAGGCCCAGCCUCGCUCCCUAUGUAAUGAAAGUUGUCAUCCAGGUUACAGAAAGGCCAAGAAGGAAGGGGAGCCAUUUUGCUGCUAUGAUUGCCUUCCAUGUACAGAAGGGAUGAUUUCAGACAUGAAAGAUAUGGAUGACUGUUUUCAAUGCCCAGAAGAUCAGUAUCCAAACCACAACAAGGAUUUGUGCAUUCCAAAAAGAAUAAACUUCCUCUCUUAUGAAGAACCUUUGGGAUUCAGCUUGGCCAUAUGUGCUAUGUUCUUUUCUAUUGUCACAGUUUUGGUACUUGGGAUCUUCAUUAAGCACAAGGACACUCCCAUCAUCAAAGCCAACAACCGAAACCUCACCUACGCUCUACUAAUAGCCCUGCUGCUCUGUUUCCUUUGCACUUUGUUAUUCAUUGGUCAACCAAAGAUGGUGACAUGCCUCUUUCGACAAACUGCUUUUGGCAUCAUCUUCUCAAUGGCAGUUUCUUGUGUUUUGGCGAAAACAACUAUUGUGGUUCUUGCUUUUAUUGCCACCAAGCCGGGAUCCAGGGUGAGAAAAUGGGUGGGAAAAAGAAUGGACAUUUUUAUUGUUCUUUCCUGUGCUCUUAUUCAAGCUGCUAUUUGUACAGAGUGGCUAGCAACCUCUCCCCCAUUCCCAGAUUUUGACAUCCACUCAUUGACUGAAGAAAUCAUAUUAGAAUGUAAUGAAGGGUCUACUAUCAUGUUCUACUGUGUCUUGGGGUUUAUGGGUUUUCUGGCUAUUGUGAGUUUCAGUGUGGCUUUCCUAGCCAGGAAGUUACCUGACAGUUUUAAUGAAGCCAAAUUCAUUACUUUCAGCAUGUUGGUCUUUUGUACUCUUUGGCUGUCUUUUGUUCCAAGCUACUUGAGCACCAAGGGGAAAUACAUGGUAGCUGUGGAGAUCUUCUCCAUUUUGACCUCCAGUUUUGGUUUACUGGGCUGCAUCUUUUCCCCCAAAUGUUACAUUAUUAUGUUGAGGCCUGAGUUGAACAAUAGAGGGCAGCUUGUCAGAAGAAAUGUUAAAUAA
Molecule: messenger RNA, 2274 nt
Organism: Rhineura floridana
Lineage: Eukaryota; Metazoa; Chordata; Lepidosauria; Squamata; Rhineuridae
Product: vomeronasal type-2 receptor 26-like
Exons: 5
Coding region: 34-2274 (746 amino acids)
Biological process (GO): G protein-coupled receptor signaling pathway
Cellular component (GO): membrane
Molecular function (GO): G protein-coupled receptor activity
Source: RefSeq, a predicted model, not a curated record